Dovyalis caffra is the source of this 1938-nucleotide messenger RNA. Lineage: Eukaryota; Viridiplantae; Streptophyta; Magnoliopsida; Malpighiales; Salicaceae. The record is from the annotation of a GenBank genome assembly.
AUGGACACCAACCCCUCCGAUACCCCAUCUGACCUUGAACAUGCACCGUACACUCCCUUGCCGGACAACCCUUCUCAGGCGAGAAUCAGGCGACCCUUUAAGGUCUUUGCUGCAAUAUUUGCAUCGGUCAUUUUCUUGCUAUCAUUGGUCACAUUAAUCAUUAACCAAAGCCAAGAACCAUUACCUGUCCAAAACCAAAACCGGUCACCUUCAACUUCAAGACCUACCAAGUCAUUUUCUAAGCCGGAGCCAAGAGGAGUGGCUCAAGGUGUAUCACCGAAGUCAAAUCCAUCCUUUUUCGGUGAUAAAGUCUCCUAUAAUUGGACAAAUGCUAUGUUUUCAUGGCAAAGAACUGGCUACCAUUUUCAACCUGAGAAAAAUUGGAUGAAUGAUCCUGACGGUCCAUUGUUUUACAAGGGAUGGUACCAUCUGUUCUACCAAUACAAUCCUGAUUCAGCUACGUGGGGCAACAUUACAUGGGGCCAUGCCGUAUCAACGGACCUGAUUCACUGGCUGUACCUCCCGCUUGCGAUGGUCCCCGAUCACUGGUAUGACAUAAAUGGCGUGUGGACAGGAUCCGCUACUCUCCUUCCCGAUGGUCGGAUUGUGAUGCUUUACACUGGGUCGACCAAUGAAUCAGUGCAGGUACAAAAUCUUGCAUACCCUGCAAACCUAUCUGAUCCUCUCCUUAUUGACUGGAUCAAAUAUCCGAAUAAUCCGGUUAUAAAACCACCAAAAGGAAUCGAAGCCGAUGAAUUUAGAGACCCGACAACAGCAUGGAUGGAACCGAAUGGGACGUGGCGGAUCACAAUCGGGUCAAGACACAAAAAAACUAUCGGUAUUUCACUCGUGUACCAGACUUCUGAUUUUACAACCUUCAAGCUGAUGAAUGGAGUGUUGCAUGCGGUUCCGGGUACGGGUAUGUGGGAAUGUGUGGAUUUUUACCCGGUUUCAGUAAACGGCUCAACUGGAUUAGAUACGUCUGCCAAUGGACCGGGUACCAAACAUGUAUUAAAAGCUAGUUUGGAUGACACAAAGAGAGACCAUUACGCACUUGGGGUUUAUGACCCGGUAGCCGAUAAAUGGACCCCGGAUAAUCCGAAAGAGGAUGUGGGUAUUGGGUUACAGGUGGAUUAUGGAAGGUAUUAUGCAUCAAAGACAUUUUAUGACCAAAACAAGCGGAGGAGGAUCUUAUGGGGUUGGAUUAAUGAAACUGAUACUGAAACUGAUGACCUUGCCAAGGGAUGGGCCUCUGUUCAGACAAUUCCAAGGAACGUGAUAUUUGAUAACAAGACUGGAACCAAUAUACUUCAAUGGCCAGUGGAAGAGAUAGAGAGCUUGAGAUUGAGAAGCACUGAAUUUAGAGAGAUUGUGGUUGGACCUGGUUCAGUUGUGCCACUUGACAUCGGACAGGCGACACAGCUAGACAUAUUUGCCGAGUUUGAACUAGAGAUUACAUCGGAGACAAAACCUGAAAAUUACGGUUGCCGUGGUGGGGCUGUAGACAGGAGUGCUUUGGGACCAUUUGGUCUUCUAGUCAUAGCAGACAAAACACUUUCAGAGCUGACACCUAUAUUUUUCAGGCCUGUUAAGACAAUUGAGGACACUGUCAAAACUUAUUUCUGUGCUGACGAAACAAGGUCAACAAAAGCUCCGGAUGUUUUUAAACAAGUUUAUGGAACCACAGUUCCUGUGCUGGCAGACGAAAAGUUUCAAAUGAGGGUAUUGGUCGAUCAUUCAAUUGUUGAAAGUUUUGGUCAAGGAGGAAGGAGAGUGAUAACGUCAAGAAUUUAUCCAACAGAAGCAAUUUUUGGAAAUGCAAAGUUAUUCCUAUUUAACAAUGCAACUGGUGUGAAUGUUAAGGCCACACUCAAGAUAUGGGAAUUGAAUUCUGCAUUUAUCCAUCCUUUUCCAUUUGACCAAAUUAGAAUGGAAUAG